Molecule: messenger RNA, 1614 nt
Organism: Penicillium brasilianum
Lineage: Eukaryota; Fungi; Ascomycota; Eurotiomycetes; Eurotiales; Aspergillaceae
Source: the annotation of a GenBank genome assembly
AUGAGCCUCUCCUCCGUCCUCAGUAACUCGUUGACCGCCGUCGCCGCACCAACCUCCGACGACCCAAUCCUCCAGUGCACCGAUGACCUGCAAACCCUCCUUUUUCAAGACACUGCGAACGCGCUCAGGCUUGCCGAUGAAAAACUACACGUGUUCCCCUUUAAAGACGUGCACAACAGCUGGCGUCGAUUGUACACCGACGCGUCGAUCGUGAAAGCAUGCCUCGCCAUUAUCCGCAACUGCAACCUCCUCGGUUCCCAGACCGAGCAAGCCACAACACACAAAGUGGAUGUGCCUAAGCUAAUUCAUGAUUUACAAAAUGUGACCAAAGACGUGAAGAUCUGCUCGAGCUCGUCAUGGCUUCCCGAGGUCAUUCACACUCUGGACCAUGCGUUACUCAUGACGGGAGGACUACGUCGAGAGAAGCUCAUCGACACCUUGCUGUCUACACUACAGACGGCUACUUCUGAACAAGAUGUCUCGGACUAUGCUCUUGACGACGAGUCCAUACCUCCCUCCAAGCGCCGCAAACUCUCACAGCCACUCUUCCCUCCCGAGUCCGUCCCCUCGCCUCGCCUAAAGUACCCCAUUCCGCGCGUCUCGGCGCCGUCCUUCGAUACCAUGCAGGAGCAUAUCCUCGAAACUGGCACACCCCUGGUGAUUACUGACGCAGUGGAACAUUGGCCAGCGAUGUCGACUCGUCACUGGAAUUCUCGCGAGUACUGGUUCAACCGCACGUUGAACGGCCGCAGGCUUGUGCCCGUUGAAGUGGGCAGGUCGUACACUGAUGAAGGAUGGGGACAGAAGAUUAUGGAGUUUCGGGAGUUCCUGGAUAAGCAUAUCUGGCGAGGAAAGCUGAGGCUCGGCGCUCGACCGCGAGAUGAGCAUGGCAACUCUGGAGACGACGAGGAGACCGGGUAUAUGGCACAGCAUGAUCUUCUCUCGCAGAUUCCUGCUCUGCGCAACGAUAUCAGCAUACCUGACUGCUGCUAUAUCGACCCUCCGGGUGCAGAACCGGGCACGCCCGUCUACCUAGCCAAGCAGCGAGAGCGCGAAGCGGCAAAGGCCAAGAAGGCGGAGAACAUGACGAGCCCAAAAGCAGACGAGUCGUCCUUUUCAGCCGAAAAGGACGAUAACGCGUCAGAGGCGGGCUCUCUAAUGGCAUUCCCGACAGACCCGAUCAUCAACACCUGGAUCGGGCCGUCAUGGACUAUCUCGCCUCUUCACCAUGAUCAGUAUCACAAUAUUCUCGUUCAGGUGGUCGGUACCAAAUACAUCCGUCUCUACUCACCGCAUACCCCAGCUUCCCAAAUUCAUCCACGGGGUCAGGAAUGGGUGGCUUCCAAGGACGAGACCGAAUCCGGUACUUCGUCUGAUGGCGAACCUGCCAAGAGACUUAUCGACAUGUCCAACACUUCCAAGGUCGACGUUGCGGCCAUUGAACUUUCCCCCGCAGAGAAUGAACAAUGGGAGGCGAUGUGGCCAGGAUUCCUUCAGGCAGAGUACAUUGAAACUGUGUUGCACGAGGGCGAGUGUCUAUACAUCCCCGUUGGAUGGUGGCACUAUGUUCGGGGCCUGCGAGCUGGUAUUAGCGUUAGCUUCUGGUGGGGCUGA